Molecule: messenger RNA, 5466 nt
Organism: Homo sapiens (human)
Lineage: Eukaryota; Metazoa; Chordata; Mammalia; Primates; Hominidae
Gene: VCPKMT
Product: valosin containing protein lysine methyltransferase
Exons: 5
Coding region: 21-593 (190 amino acids)
Cellular component (GO): protein-containing complex; cytoplasm
Molecular function (GO): protein methyltransferase activity; protein-lysine N-methyltransferase activity
Source: RefSeq, a predicted model, not a curated record
GCUUUCUGUUGCCGGGCGCAAUGGCGGAUACGCUGGAGUCCUCGCUGGAGGACCCACUGCGGAGCUUUGUGCGAGUUUUGGAGAAGCGGGAUGGUACAGUGCUACGACUACAGCAGUAUAGCUCCGGUGGCGUGGGUUGCGUUGUGUGGGACGCUGCCAUUGUCCUUUCUAAAUACCUGGAAACGCCCGAGUUUUCUGGCGACGGGGCCCACGCGCUGAGCCGGCGGUCGGUGCUGGAGCUGGGUUCGGGCACCGGGGCCGUGGGGCUCAUGGCUGCUACCCUCGGGGCUGAUGUUGUAGUCACCGAUCUUGAGGAAUUGCAAGACUUGCUGAAGAUGAAUAUUAAUAUGAACAAGCAUCUUGUCACUGGUUCUGUUCAAGCCAAGGUACUGAAAUGGGGGGAAGAAAUAGAAGGCUUUCCUUCUCCACCCGACUUCAUACUGAUGGCCGACUGCAUAUACUAUGAAGAGUCUUUGGAGCCAUUGCUGAAAACUCUAAAAGAUAUCAGCGGAUUUGAAACUUGUAUUAUAUGUUGUUAUGAACAACGAACAAUGGGGAAAAAUCCAGAAAUUGAGAAAAAAUAUUUUGAGUGAUCACCCAAACCCUUAUAUGGGCACAAAUCUAUCACAUUGUGAGUGACUCCUUUUGAGGGUACAUCUAUAUAGGCCUGCAGUUUUGUCUGCUGGAAGGACUACUUUGGUUUAAUGAGAAAGCAGGUAUAUGACUGCCUCAGGUAACAAAUACUAAAAUGUUUGUUUAUUUUCAUGUUUUUCUUGAAUAUGAAAAAUGUUCAUGAACUUUUGAAAUGAUGCAUAAUGAAAAUUUCGUACUGUUAAACAGCUUUUAUUGGGGUAAAGCAUAUGUAAAAUGCAUAUGUAUCAGUCAAGUGCUGAGCUUAAUUUUUCAUAUGUAUACACCCAAGUAACUACUUACCAACAUAAAGAUAGAGGACAUUUUCAGGAUCUUGGAAGGUUUGCACACUGCCCUUUCCCAGGCAAUACUCAAAAGGUAACCACUGACCAGGCGCGGUGGCUCACGCCUGUAAUCCCAGCACUUUGGGAGGCCGAGAUGGGCAGAUCAUGAGGUCAGGAGUUCGAGACCAGCCUGGUCAACAUGGUGAAACCCUUUCUUUACUAAAAAUACAAAAAUUAGCUGGGUGUGGUGUCGUUUGCCUGUAAUCCCAGCUACUCAGGAGGCUGAGGCAGGAGAAUCACUUGAACCCAGGGAGGUGGAGGUUGCAGUGAGCCAAGAUCGCACCACUGCACUCCAGCCUGGGUGACAGAGUGAGACUCUCAAAAAAAAAGUAACCAGCAUUCUGACUUCUGUCACCCACAGGUCAGUUCAUAUUAUUGAAUUUGAAGUAUGUCUCUUUUAAAUUUAUAGCUCCUUCAGCUAGAUUUUGACUUUGAAAAAAUUCCUUUGGAAAAACAUGAUGAAGAGUAUCGAAGUGAAGAUAUUCAUAUUAUAUACAUCAGAAAGAAAAAAUCGGUAAAUAACAUUCUCAGUUCUUCAUUCUCCAAGGAGGUUUCAUCAGCUGGACACUAUUUCAGGGCAUAUGUGUGGUAUGGGCGUUGAUUUUGAUGUGGAGAAACAGCUCUAAUGAUUCACUGGACUCAGGCAGUAACUUCAUUGUCAAGAUAAUUUAAUCUAUCUUGCCUUGGGUUUUUGCUCUAAAGCCAGGCUUUUUUUUUUUUUUUUUUUUUUUUUCUCGUAUUUUUUAAGUAGAGACACGUUUCACCGUGUUGCCUAGACUGGUGUCGAACUCCUGGGCUCAAGUGAUCCGCCCACUUCGGCCUCCCAAAGUUCUGAGAUUACAGGCAUCAGCCACCAUACCUGGCCAGGCUUCGCUUUUAAAGGCCUUUUCCAGCUUCUCCAUAGGCGUAAAUUGUAUAGCUCUAUAAUUGGGUAUUACCUCAGACAAGUUAUUAGCUAUUUAUAAGUUUCUUUUAUCUCUGUGAGAUUUUAAAAUGCCUGCUCUUACCUUUGUGAACUUUUCCUUAUUAAAAAUUGUUUACAGGAAAUGAAAUACAACAAGGCAGAUGAGUCCAUAAAAGAUAAAUGCACUCAAUUAAGUAGAAUUUAUGUAUUUUCCCGCUUCUUGGUGCAUGUUUUACCCUGUAUAACAAUCACAUUUUAUGCAGGUUGCCUCAGUGACACCUAGGGUUUGAGCCUGUAGAAAGAGGGAAGAAUUGUACUUCAUCCUUUUUUUUUUUUGAAAUAGGGUCUCACUCUGUCAUCCAGGCUGGAGUACAGUGGUGCAAUCUCGGCUUGCUGCAGCCUCUGCCUUGCAGGCUCAAGAAGUGAUCCUCCCACCUCAGCCUCCUGAGUACCUGGGACCAUAGGCAUGCACCACCAUGCCCAGCUAAUUUUUGUAUUUUUUUUGUUGUUGUUGAGACAGGGUUUUGCCAUGUUGUCCAGGCUGAUUUUGCACUCCUGGACUCCAGUGACCUGCCCACCUCGGCCUCCCAAAUUGUUGGGAUUACAGGUGUGAGCUGCUGCGCCUGGCCUUUCAUCUAUUUUUGUAUUUCCAGCACCUUUGGUAUAUGUGACUAGUGUAAGGCAGGGAGAUGAUUAGUUUUAUGAAUUAAGGAUGCUAGAUUCAAUAAGCCCACACUUUUUCUAUCAUCUUUGCUUUGAUUAUGUUUGUGGUAAAGUUUUCUGAUUAUAUGAAUUCUAGUCAAAAGCAAAUAAAACUUAGGGAACAGAAGUAGGUGUUAGGACUAAAUCUAAGUAAAAAGGCAGCAGCGGGAUUAUUCAGAUUAACAUUUAUGUGGCAUGGUGCCACAGAUACAAAAAAAACUGUUUUGUGCUUUAAGGGAUCUAGUGUUAACUGAAGCUGUUGUGCAGUUUUAAAAGUAGAAUUUUUUGGAGGCAGAAAGAUUUUGUGUUUCCUAAAUAUAGAGGCUUUUUUUUUUUUUUCGGCCAAAAAAAAAAACUCUUAUUUUUUAGUUGAUGUAACUCACAUACCAUAAAAUUCACGCUUUUAAGGUGUACAAUUUGGUGGUUUUUAGUAUAUUCACAUAGUUGUGUAAAUUACCACUUUCUAAUUUUUAAUGAUUUCACCCCCCAGAGAAGCCUCUUACCCAUUAGCAGUCACUCCCUGUUACCCCCGUCCCCAGCUGCUGGCAGCCACUAAUCUCUAUGGAUUUGCCUAUUCUGCACAUGUCAUAUGUAACAAGUCACAUACUGUGUGGCCUCUUGUGACUGUCUUCUUUCACUCAGCACAGUAUUCUCGAGCCUUAUCUACAUUGUAGCACACAUUAGCACUUAACUCCUUUUUGUGGCUGAAUAAUAUUCCUUUAUGUGGCUGUACCACACCUUAUCCAUCCAUUGAUGAGAUGAAUAAUGCUGCUAUGGACGUUCAUCUACAAAUUUUUGUGUGAACAUGUUUUCAGACCUCUUGAGUAUAUACCUAGAGGAGAACUGCAAGGUUAUAUGGGAACUCUGUUUAACUUUUUGAAGACUUGCCAAACUGUGUUCCUAAUCUACCAUACCAUUAUACGUUCUCACUAGCAGUGUAUAAGGGUUCCAGUUUUCUCCACAUUUUUACCAACAUUUGUUAAUUAUACCCAUCUCACUGGGUAUGAGAUAGUCUCUAAACUGUGGUUUUCAUUUCUCUAAUGACUAAUGAUGUUGGGUAUCUUUUCUGUAUUUAGAAGAAAUGCUUGGCCCAUUUUCAGAUUGACUUAUUUGUCUUUUUACUUUGAGUUGUGAGAGUUCCUUAUACAUUCUGAAUACUAAACACUUACAGAUGCAUUAUUUGUGAAUAUUUUCUCCCAUUCUGUGGGUUGUCUUUUCAUUUUCUCAAUAGUGUGUCUUGUAUUUUCUUAAUUUAUUAUUUUCUUAUUUUUCUUUUGAGACAGAGUCUCGCACUGUCACCCAGUCUGGAGUGCAGUGGCAUGAUCUUGGCUCAGUGCAACCUCUGCCUCCCAGGUUCAAGUGAUUCUCCUGUGUGAGCCUCCCAAGUAGCUAGGACUAAAGGCAUGUGCCACGACGCCCAGCUAAUUUUUUUGUAUUUUUAGUAGAGAUUGGGUUUCACUAGGUUGGCCAGGCUUGUGUCGAACUCCUGGCCUCAAGUGCUCUGCCACCUCAGCCUCCCAAAGUGCUGGGAUUACAGGUGUGAGCCACCACACCCGGCCUAUGUUGUGUCUUUUGAAGCACAUAUAUUUUAAUUUUGAUAAUGUCCAAUGCAUCUGUUCUUUCUUCAGUUGCUUGUUAGGUGUCAGCAAAGAACCAUCUAUAAACAUGCAUGGUUGUUCACUUGAAUUGCAUGUAGCCACUGUUAUACUAGGCAUACUAGGCAUUAUGAGGCAUAUUAGGCAUUAUUAAAUACCCAGUAAAUAGUUUGUGGUAAAUCAAUCUUUUAAGUUUCCUUUUUUUUUGUUAUAGAAAUUUCCAUCGUGAAGCCUUUAAUCAUCUUACCCAAGGCUCUAACAACCUGGGUAAACUAAAGAUGUGAAUAGAGCAUGUGAAUACAGCAUGGGAAGAUUGUGUUCACAGAUUUUUUUUUCCGGCACGUCCUUAGAGAUCCGAUGUAUAGAUGAUGACCACCAGGGGCUGUCUGCAAUACGAAAAAUUCCUGCUUGCCUGCCUGCCUGCCAAUGGCCCUGAAUCCAGCUUAGGUUACUUAGUUCAGCAUCAAGUUCUUCUUAAAUGUUGGGAAUCAGUUAUUCAAAUAAAAAUUGGUAUUGAGGCGAGGCUGAAAUCUGCCAAAAACAGCCAACAUGAUUUGACUGGACCUUUUACAGGAAGCUAGAGAUAAAUUUCUGAAGAGAACUAUCUGCUAUUAUAUAAUAAUGUUUUAAAUUCAAACUAGUAAAUUUUAGUUUGUCUUCAGAGUUUAAAAGGUUUUCAUUUUGUACAUAAUUAUACAAUAUUUAUCAUUUGUAUUUUCCACUUCAUUUCUUUUAAAAUAUCUUUAAUACUGAAAUGUUCUUUUAAUUUUAAAAAGAACUGAGAUAUUGUCUUGUAUACUUAUAUUAGCCAAAGUUUUCUUUUCCUCCACCAUACAUAUCUAUGUGAUUUAAUCAGUAAAUUGUACUGUAAUGAGUUGCUAAGAAGACAAAUCAGAAGAUUGGAGGAACAAAAGAUAUCUUUACAGAUUUUUCAUUUGAGCAUGGAGUGAGAAUAGAAAGACCAGUUUCAGGCUUAUGCACUUACGUGGCUCAUGCACUUUAUGUAUAUGUUCCAGGAAAAUCUGGCUUAAAAAUACUGGUAUUGUUUACAUGAAGCAGUGAAAGGUUUUUGAAUAACUACAAAUGUAGUUCUAUAUGUAUAUACCAAAUGAAUUUCUGUUCUGUGUCUCUCUGUUUUAUGUUAUGAAGCCAUUCGCUCAUAUACAAUAAUCUGUCAAGGACUUUAAUCAUACUUGUUCCAAAGAGUAGUAACCGGAUGGAAUUCUGGUAUUUAUAGGCAUUGGUGCUAGAUGGUACAUUUUAUGUGUUAAAAUAAACAUUGUUUUUGAGA